Messenger RNA from Siniperca chuatsi (mandarin fish), 2812 nucleotides. Its product is annotated as mycbp associated protein. Lineage: Eukaryota; Metazoa; Chordata; Actinopteri; Centrarchiformes; Sinipercidae. The record is from RefSeq and is a predicted model, not a curated record. The coding region runs from base 141 to 2675 and encodes 844 amino acids. The transcript has 19 exons.
UAUUGAGGCGUCCGUUGUCAUGGUUACGGUUAGAAAACAUAGGCUACUUGAAGCUGAAGAGAAGCGCUAGCUUGGUUAGCACUGCUAACUGACGCUACAUUAGUUGUCCGAGACUAUUGCUUUAACGGUAGUUAGACCAAAUGAGCCGCGGGGAGUCACCGGAGAAUGAGUUAAGACCUCAUCCAGAGAACAAGAAGCUAAAAACAUCAGAGGAGUUGUACAUCUCGGGUGAUGACCAGUCCAAGAACUCUACUCUUAAAGGCGGGGGUACCCAGGCUCUGGUCAUUCACCCACAGGAAUUCAAUAAACUUCAUGUACCAAAGCCACCCAAGGGCUGUCAAAAACCAGUGUUAAUGGCUUGUGUGCACAAGACACAGCCAGCUGAUGAAGUUAGAAAUACUGUGCAAGGGGCAGUGGCUAGUCCAGUGAAUCUGGACCCAGACUUUCAACCUCUGGACUACACAGGGUCGGAAGGGCUUCGGUUUGAUGACCAAGGGAUGGUUCUUCCACACAGCAUCCUGGGUAGUUUAGAGGAUUUCAGAAGUUAUCUGGAGGCCAAAGGGGAAACAGAGUUGGUGAAGCGAAUACCAAAGUCUCACAGAGAUCCUCCCUCUGAGGCCCCAGAGAGGCAUCACUCUGAGGCUGUGGAGAAUAGGUGCGGGAUCCCUUCAGGCCACAGAAACAUCCAGAGUAAUGCCCUGCAGCAUUGGCAUACACAUAUGACGCAGCGCAGACGGCAGCAGGGCUUCUUAUCUGACUUGCUUGGCAGGCCAGUCGAAAACUUACUGAUGAACCAAGCUAACCGUUUCAGAGAAACUCAGGAGCAGAGGGAGUUUCUAAACCAAGUCAUGCCACUCAUCCACUCUGGCUAUGGUUACCGUGUGGGCAGUGAGUUUUGGAGUCUCCCCCAGCGUUACGGAGAUGAAAUGAGUGGCAUCACAGCCACUCUGACUCAGACAGAGCAGGGCAAACGGGAACCUGUCACACAUGUAGUGCAACCGAGGAGCAUACGCCAGGAAUCAGGAAUAAUUUGUGCUGAGAUUCUGCGUCCAGCCUCUCGGACUUGGGACCAGAGUGCAUACCUGCAGCACAAGUACCAGCAGCUCGGCGAGGUUCUACGGGACGUGGACAUCAAAAACCCGGACAUCAAUGGACUGGAGGUGAUUGGCUCUGGCAAGCCAUUCACUUUUGUCACAGUGUGUCGUAGUCCCUUAAUGGUGAAGGAGGAAGAGGAAAAGGAGCACAAGAAGACGAAGGAGAACCUUGAUCCACUGGCACAGUAUGAUGAUGUACGGUCAGAUGCUCUGCUCAUUCCUGCCUUGAGGUUCUGUGGUCAGCUUGCUAGCUGGACUGGAAACUCUACCGCUAACCAGGGAGAAGUAGGAAUCAGUGCCACAAUAAUCUUUGAGGCCCUGACUGGAGAAAGAGCCUCAUCCCACCUGGAGCUGCACAAUGAGGGCAGCACAGCCAUCUUCUACAGCUGGCAGCAACUUCCCGUACCACACAGCUUUCCUAACCUGCAAACACAAACACAGAGUCCGCACUUCUACUUCAACUCCUCCUCUGGUGUGAUCCUUCCAGGUGACACCCAGCGGAUGGAGUUCAUAUUUAAGUCCGAGGAGCCAGGCAUCAAAACUGAACUGUGGCAGCUCAACACCCACCCUGUGCUGCUGCGAGGAGCCUCCAUGCAGGUCACAUUGAGGGGAGUAGCUCUGUUCCAGGACAAAACUGCAGACCAGAGGCUUUUCAUAGAGACAAAGCUGGAAAAGAUAGUGUUGGUAAAACUGUGUCGGUCGAUUGUGUAUAAGGUGCUGCAGGGGGUCCGCACCCCAGAGAGACCCAGCUCUCCUGCAGAACUCUACAUCACUGAGGAGCAGGAGUUUUUAAGAAAAAACCCCAAGUUGCAGUACCUUCACCAUCCAGUGGGGGACCUAAAGAGACUGUGGCAAGAAGUGAAUCCAGGACGCACCUGGGACCUCUCUGUUGAUACACUCCGACAGGUUGUGCUGUCUCUGCCCGAGCAAGAGUCAGCUCAGGAAAAGAGCCUGGCCCAGCUCAACUCUCUGCUUCUGCAGCUUUCUGAACCCUCCGAGCAGAAACACCACCAUCUAACAGCAACAGCUGUAGGGCAGCAGCUGUGGAGGGAACUGCUGGACAUGAUGGCUGUUGAAGCCAUGAGGCUCAGAAACCUGCUGGGCCUUCCAGAGAGAGACAAAUGGAUCGAUAAAAAGGUGGAAUCCACAAUCGCUGUUGCUGAUGUGGCCGAUAACAAAGAUGAGAAGAGUGAGAAAAAGGGAGGAGCAGCCGCCAAAGAGGAGAGGAGUGGAGCAAGGUCCAGAUUGAAAGAUGACAACAAAGGAGAGUCCAAGUCAGGAACAACUGAAAAAUCAGUGGAGGACAGCAAAAAGAAGGGGAAGAGAAGGGAUGAAGUGGGGAAACGUAUUAGGGAAAAGCAGGUGAAGGAAUCGGCCUCGCUGACUGACACCCGUCCAGAGAUCAUCAGUCAACAACCUUCUGAUAAUCAAAAUGUAGAGCCAAAGGUGAUAAACAUUUACACAAGGCUCCUGCACAAAAAGGUUUAUGCUCUGAUGGAAGACCUGGUGGACAGCCUGUGUGACGUGAUGGAUGAGCUUAAGGAGGGAGAUGAACAGGACACACACACUAUUAACACAUGAGAGGCAGACACAGGAGCCCACUGAAUAUAUACACGUCUGAAUGCAAUAAAAACUUGUCAUAUAGAGUUAUCAAAUCUAUGUUUUUAUACCUAAUGCUGUUGUGAAAUCAAUAAACCUUGUGUUCUUCUGGCACACUG